Molecule: messenger RNA, 991 nt
Organism: Dermacentor silvarum
Lineage: Eukaryota; Metazoa; Arthropoda; Arachnida; Ixodida; Ixodidae
Exons: 2
Coding region: 37-876 (279 amino acids)
Biological process (GO): DNA integration
Molecular function (GO): nucleic acid binding
Source: RefSeq, a predicted model, not a curated record
AAGUGGGCACGGCUUCACAUUGACUAUGCCGGACCAAUGGAGGGGCGCAUGCUGUUGAUAGUCGUCGACUCCCAUACCAAGUGGAUCGAGGCACUUCCCGUCAGGUCGGCGACCACAGAAGUCACAAUCGCGCGGCUUCGCGAAUUGUUCGCUCGUUUUGGCUUGCCCCAGCAGUUUUCCCAGUUCAUGACUGCCAACAACAUAACUCAUCUACACAGUGCGCCGUACCACCCACAAUCUAAUGGUCUCGCAGAGCGCGCGGUCCGCACAAUAAAGGAUGGCCUUCUCAAGCACUCUAUGGUGAACGAUCUCGAAACAAAACUAGCACGAGUGCUGCUAGGCUAUCGACGUACCCCACUACCGUGCGGCAAGUCUCCACCAGAAAUGCUACUGAACUACCAAAUUCGUUCACGCUUGGAUGCUUGUGUCCCUUCUCUACCUCCAAGUUACUCGCAGCCUCCCAGAUUCCAGCCCAGGGACCAGGUCUGGGUGCGCAACUUUGGCCAAGGGAGGCGUUGGCGGCCAGGCAUCGUCAAAAGCACUGAGGGUUCACGGCUGGUAACGGUCGACACUCCAGAUGGUCUAGCCAGGCGUCACUUGGACCAAAUUUUCCGUCGGGCGCCUGUGUCGCCCGUGGCCCCAAAAGCGGAGGCUCCCGACACACUUCAACCCAGCCUGGACAACAAGAAUCGGCCGACGUCAACGCGAGAAGGCCGGUCCAGUCCGGCUACUCCCGAACCAACUGGCGCCGUGCCUGUUCCUUCGACAACACCUCCAACAUCCCUUCCAGCCCAGCAGGCUCCCUGUUCCCCAAGUCCACCGGUCUUACGGAGGUCUACCCGACAACGAAGACCCGUGCAAAGGCUGCAGUUUUAAGAGAGGGAGAAGUGAUAUGAAGUGCUCGGCUAACACGUGUCAAACAUGAUUGGUUCUUUUGUGUUAAGUCAUAGGCAAGUAGCCUAUAUAUAUAUUUCGUUCUCUGAAAUAAAGG